Messenger RNA from Elaeis guineensis (African oil palm), 722 nucleotides. Its product is annotated as small ribosomal subunit protein mS33. Gene Ontology annotation, cellular component: mitochondrion. The record is from RefSeq and is a predicted model, not a curated record. NCBI's taxonomy places the organism in Eukaryota, Viridiplantae, Streptophyta, Magnoliopsida, Arecales, Arecaceae.
CCAUGGUUUCAGGCCAGGUCCGGUCCGGUCCGGUCCAGUCCAUGUCAUCCCCUGACCGACCGACCGACUGGCUGCUAGCGCAUCGGCAUUUAAGGGGUGCGGGGAGAGUGGGGGGGAGGGAGAGAGCGAGCGAGCAUCAUGAGCUUGAAGAGCCUGUUGGCGGCGGUGGCGGUGCAGGGGGUGACGCAGGCGCGGGCGCGGAUAUUUGGGCACAUACUUAACCCGACGGGCAAGCGGUCGCCCCACAAGAUCUUGAGAAAGAAGCUCAUCGGCGACAAGGUCGCCCAGUGGUACCCCUACGACAUCAAAAACGACGAUCCCCUCGUCUUGGCCCGUGAAGAGAAGGAGCGGUUGGCUAAACUAGAAAUGUUGAAGCGUCGUGGAAAGGGUCCACCGAAGAAGGGCCAAGGAAGGCGUGCUGUUAAGCGCAAUAAAUAAUUACAUCAUCCGUGCUUUUCUUUUUUAUUUUAAACCCGAAUCCCCGUGUUCAAACAUUGAAGGUUUGUAUUGGGUUUUAAUUCCAGAUUGUUAAUCUCAGGGAUCAAUUCUCAAUUUAAUUGCCCUUCUUACCUCAUCUGGUAUGCUGAAACCUUAGGGCCGCUAGUAUUGGGAGGUAUCAUUGACAUUGAAUUAUAAUAUAUCAUCUGACCUAUUGUACGGAUGUGCAAGCUAGUUUUCAUUACUGCUCAUUUAUAUGAGGCAUUAGGACAGAGUUGUCAUUC